Molecule: messenger RNA, 120 nt
Organism: Funneliformis geosporum
Lineage: Eukaryota; Fungi; Glomeromycota; Glomeromycetes; Glomerales; Glomeraceae
Source: the annotation of a GenBank genome assembly
AUGGGAGCAGUUGAAUUAAAAUUUAGUGGAUCAUUUGAAAGAUCUAGUUAUUUAAAAGAUUGGCAAUGUUCUUACUGUGUCACUAAAAGCGAAAGUGCUUUGGUUGGUUCAGUUUAUGGA